CUUGUCAAAGUGGUCGGGUUGGCUGGUUUGUGGUGCAGCUGCGUUGAACGUUAACACCAACGCCAACCCCAGGGGAGACUGCCGGGCCUACGUGGAGCUGACCGAGCUGAUGAAUGACCAGCAGAACCAGCAGGGCUGGCAGGAGAGGGGCCGAUGGGUGGGCUAUGAGGAGAGCUACGACCCCGAGGCCGGGGGUUGGGGACCCUCACACAUCUCCUACCUCACCUUCAAGAGCCUCAUCCAGCUGCGCCGCACCAUGAACACAGGUGUGGUGAUGCUAGACCGGGUGGAGCGCAGUCUCUCCGACAUCGCUGAGAAGAUCGUGGACGAGUUGAUCAGCAAGAAAGAGAUCAGGCCCAGCGAUCGGGAUGGAGUGCUCCAUUCCCUGCUCCAAAACCGCAGCCAAACUGCAGUAGAGGGCCAACCCUUGGUCAGGGGGGCGGAGAUGCAGACCUUUUCUGUCAAAGAGAGGAGAGAUGCAACUGACACUGUAGAGGCCUCUAUGGUGCUUGUUGGAGCUCUGGACUUCCUGGAGAGGCCCACGGUGGCAUUUGUGCGUCUGAAGGAGGCUCUGGUUCUGGAUUCGGCCCUGGAGGCCCCAGUGCCAGUCCGCUUCGUCUUUAUCCUGGUGGGCCCCACCAAGAGUGACAUGGACUACCACGAAAUCGGCCGCGCAAUGGCAGCACUCAUGGCCGACAAAGUGUUUAACCAGGCGGCGUUCCAAGCGCAGGGCGAAAGGGAGCUGAUGGACGCCGUGGCUGACUUCAUGGACUGCAGCAUCGUGAUCCCUCCCACGGAGAUCCAGGACGGGGCGAUGCUCCAGUCCAUCAUCGGCUUCCAGAAGAAACUGUUGCAGGAAAGGCUCCGUCCCUCCGACCCCGUGUUGCGUCUGGACUUGAAGCCCCGCAAAUCUUCCAAACCAUCUGGGCCUGCUCCUGAGGAUCCUCUGGUUCGUACUGGUCGGCCGUUCGGCGGGAUGAUACGAGAUGCGAAGAGACGCUACCAGCACUAUGUGAGUGACUUCACUGAUGCCCUCAACGCUCAAGUUCUCGCCGCUAUCAUCUUCAUCUACUUCGCUGCCCUGUCCCCUGCCGUCACCUUCGGAGGAUUGCUAGCUGAUAAGGUGGACAACAUGAUGGGUGUGUCUGAGCUCCUGAUCUCCACCUGUGUCCAGGGAGUCAUUUUCUGCUGCAUCGCAGCCCAGCCCGUCCUGGUCAUCGGCUUCUCAGGCCCACUUCUGGUGUUUGAGGAGGCCUUCUUUGCCUUCUGUAAGUCUCAGGACAUUGAGUACAUUGUGGGGCGUGUGUGGGUGGGCGUGUGGCUGGUGGUCAUCGUGGUGCUCAUCGUGGCGUUCGAGGGCAGUUUCUUGGUCCGCUUCAUCUCCCGCUUCACCCAGGAGAUCUUCUCCAUCCUUAUCUCCCUCAUCUUCAUCUACGAGACCUUCGCCAAGCUGGGCAGGAUUUUCAAGGCCCACCCAUUGAUCCUGAACUACGACCACCUCAACAACACGGUGGAGGACCCAUGGCACCCAGUGGUGAUCCACAACCACCUGUAUGACAACAGCACGGGAAACACCACCACCACAGUCAACAUCCUGGACCGGGCCUACCCCAACACGGCCCUGCUCUCCAUGUGCCUCAUGUUUGGAUGCUUCUUCAUCGCCUUCUUCCUGCGCCAGUUCAAGAACGGGACCUUCCUACCUGGAAAGAUCCGACGCUUGAUUGGGGACUUUGGGGUGCCCAUUGCUAUUUUCUUAAUGUGUGUUGUGGACAUCAACAUAGAGGAUGCGUACACCCAGAAACUGGUCGUACCCAAGGGUCUGACGGUGUCAAACCCUGCUGCCAGAGGUUGGCUCAUCAACCCGUUUGGCGAACACAAGGCUUUCCCCGUGUGGGUCAUGUUCGCUUGCUGUGUGCCCGCUUGUCUCGCCUUCAUCCUCAUCUUCCUAGAGUCCCAGAUCACCACUCUGAUUGUAAGUAAGCCGGAGAGGAAGAUGGUCAAGGGAUCCGGCUUCCAUCUGGACCUUCUCAUCCUGGUGGGCAUGGGUGGGUUUGGUGCCAUUUUUGGCGUACCAUGGCUGAGUGCCACUACCGUGCGUUCGGUUACCCACGCCAACGCCCUCACCGUCAUGAGCAAGGGGCCCAAACCGGAGAUCGAGAAGGUUGUGGAGCAGAGGGUCAGUGGGAUUCUGGUGGCUCUGCUCGUCGGUCUGUCCAUUCUCAUGGAGCCCAUCCUGAAGAUGAUUCCGAUGACGGCUCUGUUCGGGAUCUUCCUCUACAUGGGAAUCACCUCGCUCAACGGGAUCCAGUUGUGGGAUCGCAUUCUGCUCCUGCUCGUCCCCAAGAAAUACCACCCAAACGAGCCCUACGCCACCAGGGUGUCAACGGGCAGGAUGCACCUAUACACAGCCAUCCAGGUGGUGUGUCUGGCAGUGCUGUGGAUCGUCAAGUCCAGCCCGGCCUCCCUGGCCCUGCCCUUCGUUCUCAUCCUCACUAUCCCCCUCCGCAUGGCCAUGACCGGACGCUUCUUCACCGAGCUGGAGAUGAAAUGUUUGGACGCCGACGACGCUAAGGUGACAUUUGAGGAGGAACCUGGACAGGAUGUCUACAAUGAAACUCAGAUGCCAUUGUAAACAUCUGGACCUGCCAUUUUUAUCCAAAAGCCCUUUAUUUUAUUUAUCUGACAUGACAAAGUAUUUUAUUAGGAUUCUUGUUUUUGUCUACUACCAUAUGAACUGACAUAUAUAUAUUUUGGAGUGUUUUUAAACCAUCAUGAAGCCCAAAUAGUAGGUUAUGACCAUUAGAUUUCAAAUAUAAGAAAUUGUCAGUUAAGGAAAAUUAUUUUUUAAAGAGUUGAAUAUAUCUUCUGUAUAUUUGCCUAUUUAUUUCCAGUCAAACAUUCCUGCAGCCAUAUAUGUGUGUAUUUAUGCAGCAAACAGCUCUUGCCACCAUGAUAAUACUUUGGCCUAUGAUAGUGUGUUAAUUACCCUAUUGACUUUCCACCUUUGUAAAGCCUUUAAUAAGGUUUUGACUUAGAACUAUUAUCUUGCAAAGAAUUGUAGAAGAAGGCUUUAUUCCAUAUAAGAAUAAUGUUUUGCACGUCUGCCCACCAUUAUGGUAAUUUUUUAACAGUUGAGCUGAAAAGCAGACAGCUGUAGACUGAGGCCAUAUCAGUGUCAAUAUCGUUCACAUUUUUAAAGGAGUUUUAUCCAUGAAUGACAAACCUACCAUAUGACUGAAGAAGCAAAAUCACUCAAACUUGCCUUUCGAAUAACUUUUAGGUAUUGUUUUACGUAUUGAUAUGAAAUACCAUGGAGAUGGGAUAAAUUCUUAAAAUGCUUUUAUUUUAAUGUUAAGCCCCUGGGGAUUGUGGAAUGUUAUGGAUUUAAAUAUUGUAUAAAAUAGAUUUGAACAAUAGAGCUAGCAAGCUUGUAGUCCUAAAAACGGAAAUGAAUAACCUCUGGUUUGUUAAGCCAUUCCAAUGGGGAAAUUAAUGGGGAAAGAAUGGGGUUUUGGGAUAAAUGUUGAAAAAAAGUCUGAGGAGAUCAAAUAAGUUUUGUUCUAUGAGAUAGUAUCAGUCAGUUAGCAUGACAUUUAUGAAUUAUGAAGCCUUUAUGUGCUGUAUGUGGUGGUUUUGAUUACAUAAAUGCUUCAACAUUCACAAAACAAUACGUUAGCAGAUGAAGAUUAUCUCAUGGAACAAAACGUUAAGAUCUCCUAAACCUGUGUUUACCACAGACCUUAUUUUCAGCGUUUAUCCAAAAACCCUUUAAAAUAACCAUUCAUUUUCGCAUAGACUUUGGCAAACGAAAUGUGGUGGUUAGUGCCUACAGAAAGACACCAUUACUACUAUCUAUAUGUACAUACAUCAAGGCUAAAAUCAUAAAUUAAAAGUAUAUUUGAAGAGAGGAUGGAGGGAUGCAUAGGGUGUGUUUAAUGAAACUUUUUAUUGAUAGGUCUGACAGUGUUUCUUUGUUGUUGUGAUCUCUUCUCAACAUCAAUUAAAUGCUUUAAAAAUAUAUAUAUAUAUAGUGAUUUCACUUUUUUUGUAUUCGUCACUAAUCGGUUGCCGUCGGUAAACGCACCCUUUCGUCCACCUGAUUGGUUACUUUGCACUGACCCGCUCAUACUUUUAAAUUGUUUAAACACGGACAUAUGAGAGAAGGCCAUUUACAUUGGCAGGGGUAUGUUAGAUAUGGCGUCCCUUAAUGAAGCAAGAAAGAGAUUUCACAGCGGAAAAUUUUAAUAUUUUCACAAGGAUUCGUUUAAUUGGAUUUCGGAGGAGGAAUGGAGGGAAAAUUGGAGGUUGAACAGAAAGAGGGAGUCAGAGGUAGAAUCUGUUGAAGAUGGCAGAAAAGAGGGAGGAGGUGUAUCGUAGAAGAUUGGUGUCAAGUGCAAACAGUGAUCCCUACACCAGACCGAGUUCUGGGGGUGAAAUGAAAGUGAAUGAGGGUGAGUUAAGUGAGGUGGAAAGUGUGGUGAAGACGGAGCCUAAUCCAUUUGUGGUUUCAGGGAGGAUGGGGAAGGAGUUUGUUUGAGUUGAAUGAGCGUGGAAUUAUGAUAAACUCAUUUUUUUUCUUCAAAACAGGUUGUAAAAGCAUGCUAGACAUUUAUAGAAUAAAUCAUACCUAGUUUGAUUUUGUGACAAACGGUGAAUUAGUUAUUGAUUUAUACAACUUUAAAUUGCAUUUUAAAGAUUGUGUGUAUUUCCAUCAACUGGAUUUUUUAUUUUUUAAUUCAAAACAAAGGUCUAGCAUACUUUGACAACACUUACAGAAUAAACCAUAUCAAUUUUUAUGUUUCUGUGACAAUCAAUUAAAUAGUUAUUGAUUUUUA
Molecule: messenger RNA, 4835 nt
Organism: Oncorhynchus masou masou (cherry salmon)
Lineage: Eukaryota; Metazoa; Chordata; Actinopteri; Salmoniformes; Salmonidae
Gene: slc4a1b
Product: solute carrier family 4 member 1b (Diego blood group)
Exons: 18
Coding region: 110-2632 (840 amino acids)
Biological process (GO): monoatomic anion transport; regulation of intracellular pH; transmembrane transport
Cellular component (GO): plasma membrane; basolateral plasma membrane
Molecular function (GO): bicarbonate transmembrane transporter activity; monoatomic anion transmembrane transporter activity; solute:inorganic anion antiporter activity
Source: RefSeq, a predicted model, not a curated record